GAUGGAAUCCUGAUAGAGAAAUGAAAUGUUCAGAUAGAAUCCGAAAAAGAAACCAAAAUUUUCAAAUACAAUCCGCUUUACAAUACCGGUUCGAAUAAGUGCGUGUGUACUCUAUAUACCGUUUUUCCACUCUUUUUUUUCAGAGAUAAGUAUUGACAUGUAAUUUUUUAUCUGAUUAAAAAAGUUUUUAUGGCAUGACACACGACACACUGGAUAACCAAUUUGACUUUUCCGGCUAUUGUUCUUACAAAGCUUAACUUAUGACAACAAGACUUUUUUUGGGAGUUGAAUUGGAAAGUGAUUCCCCUGCAAAAGUGUAAUUAUUUCAAUGGUCCUGAUUACUGCAAAAAAUAGAAAAGUUAUUUUUGCUGUAAUCACCAUUUUACAAAGAAUGAUUGACACACCUAUUUGUCAAAUGGCUUGAAAUAUGUGUUACUUCCUCCAAUAACUUCAUACCGAUGAUAGAAAUCUCUUCGAAUAUACACGUAGAAAGAAAUACGUUGAAAUGGCCGCUGAAAAUUUUAGUAGUUCAACUGUUAGUCUGAAAGUUGUGCCGAUCGGUUUAUGCAUUGUUCUUAUUGUACAUAUCGUUGGAUAUUCUUUGCCAAGAUGGACCUUAUUUGAAAUUAGUGAAGAUGAUAUCGUCGAAAGCAUUGAAUUGCCGUUAAAUUUUGGUACCGCCAAUAUCACUGACGAGAUGCUCUUUUGUCAAGCCUUUACCAUAAAUGUUCAAUUUGGUCUGUGGAAAUAUUGCACAUGCAAAAGUUGUGAUGGCUUUGAAACCUGCUCUUGCGAUACAAUUAAAAAACCUGAAGACUGGCUGAAGGCAGCUCAAGCGAUGGAAACACUUGGCAUUAUUGGAUUGCUAAUUUCUAUUUCUAUUUCUGUCGUCAUAUUGUGCUCUAGGCAAGAUAAGACAAUAAGAGUUAUCAACAUUACUAUUGUUGCUUCCUCCGGUAUAUUUAUCCUUAUUGGUGUUACUGUAUUUGGAAUUAAAACCUCUGAAGACACGUCAAGUACAAAUCUAUCCGGAGAGUUUAGCAUCUGUGUAUUUAGUGGAGUACUCUGCCUGCUUGUGUGUCCACUCCUGUUACAUGACUAUGUCACCUAUACACCAAACGCAGUGCAACGAAUCCACCCGACGCCAGUACAAGUCAUAAACCAAGGUCACGUAAUGAUUCGUCCGCCUGGAAACUCCAAUGCUGUCAUUAACACAGUAGUACCACAGCCGGUCGGCUAUAUGCCGACAUAUACACAGGCAUAUCACACACAGCCUGGUUACAUCGUGCCUACACAGAUUACGCAAUAUCUUGCCGCCCAGCAACAGGCACAACAGAACCUGUAUGGAGCGCAAUACUCCUAAAGGGGAAACGGAAAUAAGUCUGCCUUAAAGUUGUUGAUAAACAGUACAUUUUGACCAACGUCAAUAGUCUAUUCUUUGUGCAUCGUUUAACUUUAAAGGUAAAAUCUCAAUGACAAUGUAUAUAAUGUAUCGUUUUAAUAGGAUUAUCUUAUCUUCUUUUGUGUGAUGAAAUAAACAUUUUCAUACAUCUGUAAACACUCCUAAAUAAUGUAUACAUUGAACAAAGCCCAAAGAUGUUUUCGUAAUAAGUCAUGGAAUUCACAUGCAUGGACACCUACUGUUUUCUGUCAGAGCCAUCGUUCAUAGAUUGGUCACAAUGCGAUGAUACAUACGUAAAAACGAUACGAAGACGCUGUAUCAGUCUUCGCAUCGUAUUUUUGCGUUUUCGCAAUUUUGUCAGGGCGAAGGGUCGAAACAACGAUAGAUUUUAAAAUUUAAUGAUUUACCUUCUUCUAACCACACUUUAUAGAAAGCAUGACCGUAUGGUAGGACUUUAUCGAAGUAAGAAAAUGAGUGUUCAUAUUAACAUCUUUUGUUUAGAAGCAAGAAAGUUGAAUAGAUGCAAAUAAAUACGGUUCAUCAAAGUAAUAACGUUGUGGUUUAACCAGUCAAAUUACUUAGACUAAUAUUGGAAUUAUACAAACUUUCACUAGACGAAUACGAAUAUAAAACAAAAAAUCGUCGACAAUACAUCUCUCAUACUAUUUAUGUAAGCGUCUCAAUAUAAGACAUUUUUUUAAAUAAUACAUCUCAUACUAUUUUAUGUAAACAUCUCUGAAUAUAAAAUAAUUUGUCAAUAGUAUAUUUCUCAUACUAUUUAUGUUACCUUCUCUGGGUAUAAGGUAAUCGAUACAUAAUAUAUAUCUCACAAUUUUUUACAUACAUAUUCUCUGAAUAUAAAAUGAUUCGUCGAUAAUAUAUAUAUCUUAAUUCUCUGAAUAUGAAAUAAUUCGUCAAUAAUGCAUAUCUCAUACUAUUUAUGAAAUCGUCUCUGCUUGUUAACCAAACAUUUAUGGCAUGUGACAAGAUGUAAAUUCUACAUGGAACCGUCUAUAUUUAAUGACAUUUAUGUGAAGAAGACAUGGUGUUUUAUUUGCAACAAAAUAUAGUCAAUGAUACAAUGAGGAUCGAAUUCGUGAAUAUCGUGUUUCCUUGUAACUUUAUGAAGUUUGAAUAACUCUGAGUAUUUGAUAACUGUUGAAUUUCAUCAUAACUUAUCCAAUUUUUUUUAUUUUCUCACCAUACGAGUAUUGUAAUAUUACUUAAGAAAUGUAUGAAAAUUAAAAAACUGUAUAACUAUGUGUUGUGCUUGUUUAUU
This is a messenger RNA of Mercenaria mercenaria, 2681 nucleotides long. RefSeq lists its product as uncharacterized. Gene Ontology annotation, cellular component: membrane. The coding region runs from base 506 to 1363 and encodes 285 amino acids. The transcript has 3 exons. NCBI's taxonomy places the organism in Eukaryota, Metazoa, Mollusca, Bivalvia, Venerida, Veneridae. The record is from RefSeq and is a predicted model, not a curated record.